UCUCUCCGUAUCUCUUGCUGUCAGGGGAAACCCCCCAAAAUUUGUCUACAGACUACAGCUGAAAGAAAAAAUGGCAGGUAAUGGAAAAGGAACCGCAUCAGCAGAUUAUUUAUCGGGGAAACGGACGCGUGACGGAGGCCAUAAGACGGUAUUUCGGAGUGACUAUCUGUUCAGUUCUCGUGACAUGGAAGAUUAUAGAAAUGGCGUGUUUCAUAAAGAAUACUUUGGUCAAGAUCUCGGAGCCCAGGCUGGACCAAAGACUCCUAGCAUUCCCGUUUUUCCCAAAAACGAAGAGAGAUAUGAAGAGAAUCAAGACAAGUUUCUUGAAGAGCAUUAUAAACAAUUUCGCAGCAAGUAUGGUGGGGUAUCCGUGGGCAGCUGGGCUCGUGUGAAAAGAGGGAAAUACAUGGGAGAUCUAGCACAGGUUGUGAAUGUGAAUGAGUUUCAGAGGAAAGCGACUGUUAAGCUUCUACCGAGAAUAGAUCUACAAGCCAUGGCUAUAAAAUAUAGUGGCGGAGAUACUGGCUACCAAUAUACAUCUCCAGCUCCUAGACUUAUCACUUCCAGUGAACUAAAUUCGUAUAGGCUACGAGUUAGGCAUAGCCUUGACCCUGAAACAGGAGAUUUGUAUGAGGUAUUUGAUGGAAUGAAACUGAAGGAUGGUUAUGUCUUCAAAAAACUCUCCUUGGAUUCGUUGAAUUUCUCUAGCAAGCCUUCUGAAGCAGAGCUUAAAAAAUUUAGUCCUGGCAAGGAACAACAAGAAUCCAAUGAUGCAAAUAAAAAACAAACUACAGAUAACAAUCAAGUACAAGAGGGUUUGUCGAGCUCUGACAUGGAGAAUACUUUUGAAAUUCCUGAUCUUAUGAACCUCGGUGGCAAGGCAUUUGGAAGAGAGAAUGAUGCCUCUGAAGCUAGGUUUGUGGAGAAAUUAAGGAGUGGAGCAAAAGAGUUGAGUGGUUUGAUGGAGGAAGCGACUAGCAGAUGUUUGGGGAGGGCGUCUGUUGAGAAUCAGCUUCGAUGUGCUCUUGAGGAGUUGCAGUCAUGCAAGGAGAGGGUUUCUGCUGCAGAGGAGGAGCGUGAUACCUUACGCGAUCAUCUUAAGCUUGAUAGGAAGAAGAUUUUUGCUAUCUUCAGGAGAAUUUUGGAUACAAACGUUGACUUGUUCCCCCGUCUCAAAGAAGAUGUUGGUAUUUGGUGUGCAAACCACAAGGCAAACAUUUAGUUGGAUUUUGAUGAAUGAAAGCUCUAGUUUUGCCAUUGUGUUAGAGAUUUGUGUUGUUGGUAUGUAAGAUGUCUCCCUAGUUUCUUUUGACAUUGGCUAUCUAUCUGCUCAUCUGCCCGUUGUGAUGUGUGGGUGGUUUUUUGUUUGUGGACCUCCGUUUGGCAGCUUUCAUUAGGGCUUGUUUCUAUGAUGUAUAUGUAUGACUAGUGUAUCCUUUUGUGUUUUCAUGUGUGGUUUCUUACUUUCCAAAAAUGUGUGCUAUCGGCUCCUGUUUAAAUUAUAAAGGUAUAUGCGAUUAAUAGUGUAAAUGAUCUCGAUUUGAGCAUGUAAAGAGAGAG
Messenger RNA from Lactuca saligna, 1560 nucleotides. Lineage: Eukaryota; Viridiplantae; Streptophyta; Magnoliopsida; Asterales; Asteraceae. The record is from the annotation of a GenBank genome assembly.